This is a messenger RNA of Diuraphis noxia (Russian wheat aphid), 1110 nucleotides long. Its product is annotated as protein CFDP2-like. The record is from RefSeq and is a predicted model, not a curated record. Gene Ontology annotation, biological process: DNA repair. Gene Ontology annotation, molecular function: double-stranded DNA 3'-5' DNA exonuclease activity. Lineage: Eukaryota; Metazoa; Arthropoda; Insecta; Hemiptera; Aphididae.
AUGGGGGUUGACGUUGGGCCAACCACCCAACUCGUAACACCAAAACAGGUUCCGAAACAAAACAAACCUCAGCCUCGGAUGAACAGUAAAAAUUUGGAAAAGUUGAGUUUAGGAACUUGGAACGUGCGCACGUUAUAUGCUACGGGCGCUUUGAUGACAGUCGUUUCAGCAAUAGAAACGCACAGAUUAGAUAUAGUGGCCAUUCAAGAACUGAGAUGGACAGGAUCAGGAAGUAUAAGGUCAAAUACCCAUACAGUGUUUUACAGCUCUGACACAAAUCACGAAUCUGGAGUAGGCUUUAUAAUCAAGAAUGAUAUACUCCCAUAUGUUAAGAAUUUUAUAGCGUAUAAUGAAAGACUGUGCUACAUACAAGUCGAAUGUAAAUGGUUAAACAUGACAUUAGUAAAUGGUUAUGCACCAACAGAGGAAAAAGGAAAUCAGAUCAAGGAAAAAUUCUAUAGCGAGUUAGAUACCAUAUAUGAAUGCAUACCAAAAAGAAUACCGAAAAUAAUAAUGGGGGACUUUAAUGCAAAGAUAGGGAAAGAGAGAGUUUUUGAACCUACAAUCGGCCAAGAAAGCCUACAUCAAAUAUCCAAUGACUACGGGAUAAGACUCAUUACAUUUGCAGGAUCUAAGAAUAUGCGGAUCAGUAGUACCUUUUUCCCACAUAAGAGAAUACACAAACAGACAUGGAUGUCAACAAACGGAACCACAAAAAACCAGAUUGACCACGUAGCGACAGAUAACAUAAUAAAACAUUGGAUUCAGGAUGUAAGAARUCACAGGGGGGUAGGAGCCCACUCAGACCACUUCGUAGUUAAAACGACACUCCGUCUAAAACUACCAAGUCAAUGGACGCAGAAGCCUAGAGAUAAAACAAAAUUGAACAUAGAAAACAUGAAAAAGGAGAGCAUCUCACAAGACAUUCAAAAGAAAUGGGAAAAUCUAAGAACCAUUAUUAAAACAACAGCGGAAGAARCAAUUGGACUAGAACCCAGGAGAAGACAAAAUAAAUGGUUCAAUGAUAACUKUAAGAAGGCGAUAGAAGACAGAGACAAAGCAAGAAUUGAAGUAUUGAGAYCUAACACCGAAGAAAAAUUGCAAAUAUAG